AUGGUGAUUGGAUCAUCCUCUUUUUCGUCUUCUCCUUCCUGGAAUAGAUCUGUGAAUAUUCUUGUGAAUUCUUGCAGAACCACCUCUUCACAGAGGUGGUACCAACUAUCAAGGCUUCAUUCCAUCUUCUUUUUAGUCUUCUUUAUUGUCUAUGUGCUCUCUAUCACUUCCUCUGCAGCUCAAAUCUCCUACAGUGAUCAGUGCUCUUCCGUUGUCCCAGAAUUGCCCCCAACCAUACAGGAGUUCAUCACCUUACCAUUUUCUCGCAUACCAAAUGGCUACUGUAUUGGAGGUGAUAGAAUUAUAAACCAGGAUCCAUAUCACUACUCUGCAAACUUCUCUAAAGUAAUAACAUUUGAGACCCGAAAUAUAUAUAGAACUGAGGUAGAAAGUGUGUUCAAGGUUGAGGGGAUUUUGAACCUCCUAAGCAGGAACAUGUACUAUUCUGGGGGAGAUUCAGGAGAUGGACGAUCAUCCAAUUUCCAGGCCAUCCCUCCAAGCUCCUGGGUUGGUUCUGUGAGCUUUGGCCUAGAAGGGUUCUGGUCGAAAUCUUCUGGCAAGCUUUGCAUGGUGGGAUCAGGUUCUGCAUACUCCAGUGAAGGUAAGUUGCUUAAUCUUGCUGCUAUCCUUAAGCUCAGUAAUGUAAAAAAUUCUAGUACUGUUACCGAUUUGUUCAGUGGUACUCUGGAGAGCUUGGAUUUGACCGGUGAUUCCAAUUAUUUUGAACCAAUUUCCAUAUUGGUAUUUCCUCAAAUGAACUAUGAUUACACUUCGAUUUCCGAAGAGAGUGGUACUGGGUGUCCUGGAGAGACUAAUGUUCCGGAGGGUUCAUCACUUAGUGCAGGGUCAAUUUGGAAGAUCUAUUCAAUACUCUCAACGCCAAGCAAUUGGCUUGAGUUGGAGUAUGACCAUGACUGCAAUUCUUUACAGAAUUGCACUCCCUUUGGUGGGGCGAUUCAAUAUUUGCCCCGUAUCAUAGCCACAAAAGGAAUUAAGUGUUCAGGGGCUAAACAACAGUUGCAACUUCUGAUAAAAUUUCAGAACGUUGGAAAACUUGAGUAUUACCGACCUUUUAAUCCAAGCACCACAUUGGUUGGAGAGGGACGGUGGGAUGACAAGAGGAAUAGGCUAUGUGUCGUUGCUUGCCGAAUCUUGAACACUACGGAUUCUCUGGCUAAUGCUCGGGUUGGGGAUUGUUCAAUCAGGUUGAGUUUGAGAUUCCCUGCAACCUGGACAAUCAGAAACAGAAGUAGCAUGGUGGGACAGAUUUGGAGCAACAGAACGGUGAAUGAUUCAGAGUACUUCAGUAGGAUCAUGUUUCAAAGUCCCCAGAAUAUUAUAGAGGUUCCAGGCUUGAAAUAUGAAUAUACUGAGAUUGACAGAGCAGGAAAAUCAUGCCAAGAAAAGAUGCCUGUUGGAAACAAGGGGACAGCAUACCCAGAAGCGAAUUCUUUUGAUAUGCAAUUCGACAUGUCGGUUAAAAGCUCUACAGAGAUAAUUGCAUGGGGUUCCUCAGCCCCCCUCUUUGUGGGUGAAAUUUUUUAUGACCCUUUGGUUAGCUUUGAACCAUUCUCCCUAUCAAGCUCAAUGCAAGAAAAUUCUGCAGUUGAAUCACACAGCAGACGGAUUGGUCCAGAGAAUAUUAGCUACAAGAUGAGCUUCAAAUUGAAACCUGGGCCUGAAUCUGAUGGUAUCAUCAAUCCAUUUAGUUCUUCUUCUUCAGGUAUGUAUCUGCAAGUAGAGAUUUCUGCUGAGGGGAUUUAUGAGGCUAAAACAGGAUUUCUGUGUAUGGUAGGCUGCAGAAAGCUGAGGUCAGAGAUUCAGAUAUUGACAAACGACUCCAUGGAUUGUGAGAUUCUUCUGAGCCUCCUCUUCUCUCCAUUGAACUCCAGGAAUGGAAGUUACAUCAAGGGAAGUAUCGAAAGCACACGACAUGAAUCUGAUCCUCUUCACUUCCCAAGUCUGGCCUUGAGGAAGGAGGAAUCACUACUACGCGUUGAUCGAGAUUCCGUUGCUGGUGACUACUAUUGUAGCAGGGGAAUUUUGCCAUCAACAUUGUCUUCAGCUGCUUUCACUGUGGUGGAAGCCAGAAAGUCCAUUUGGAGGAUGACUAUGGAGAUCACCAUGGUUCUAAUGUCUAACACCCUUACCUUUUUCUUUGUGAGCCUGCAACUCUUUCAUGUGAAAAAGCAGCCCAAUCUUCUGCCUUCCAUCUCACUGAUCAUGCUUGGAAUUCUUGGUCUCGGGUAUUUGAUCCCUCUUGCACUAGACUUCAAUGCCAUACUCCUCGGAAGCCAUAGUCAUGAGAGGAUUGCGCUCGGAAGGGGCGGAUGGCUUAAAGUGAACAAUGUGUUUGUGAGGGUAGUGACUCUGGUAGUUUUCCUGCUCCAAUGCCGGCUUCUCCUGCUCGCAUGGUCAGCUAGAUUAGGCCAUGGAGACCAAAAGAGGUUGUGGGCUGCUGAGAGGAAUGGUCUGUAUGUGUCUUUGCCAUUAUAUGUAGCUGGGUUCUUAAUCAUUUGGUUGCUAAAUUACCAGCAACAUUCCCUUUGGUGGGGCUUGGGAUCUUAUGCUGGGUUGGUGGUUGAUGGCUUCCUUUUCCCUCAGAUUCUGUUCAAUGUGUUCAUGAACUCAGGAGAUCAACAAGUUCUUUCUCAGUCUUUUUAUAUGGGAACCACUUUAAUCAGGCUGCUCCCUCAUGCCUAUGACCUUUACAGGGCUCAGAACUAUGCUCAGGGCUUUGAUGGGUCAUACAUAUAUGCAAAUCCUGGCGGAGACUUUUACUCAACAGCUUGGGAUGUCAUCAUUCCUUGUGCGGGUCUGCUGUUUUCUGCUAUCAUUUUCUUGCAGCAGCGGUUUGGUGGUGGUUGUAUCAUUUCCAAGAGAUUCAGGGAGUCGGAAGCUGCAUAUAAGAUGAUACCAGUGGUUACUGGUGAGAUAGCCAUGUGA
Messenger RNA from Vitis vinifera (wine grape), 2946 nucleotides. RefSeq lists its product as uncharacterized. The record is from RefSeq and is a predicted model, not a curated record. NCBI's taxonomy places the organism in Eukaryota, Viridiplantae, Streptophyta, Magnoliopsida, Vitales, Vitaceae. The transcript has 2 exons. Bases 1 to 2946 code for a protein of 981 amino acids. Gene Ontology annotation, cellular component: intracellular membrane-bounded organelle.